Messenger RNA from Abrus precatorius (Indian licorice), 2057 nucleotides. RefSeq names its product ankyrin repeat-containing protein ITN1-like. NCBI's taxonomy places the organism in Eukaryota, Viridiplantae, Streptophyta, Magnoliopsida, Fabales, Fabaceae. The coding region runs from base 921 to 1910 and encodes 329 amino acids. The record is from RefSeq and is a predicted model, not a curated record. The transcript is spliced from 5 exons.
AAGCAAAAUCACUCCUGAAUAGGAAUAAGAACACAAUGUUAAUAUUUUCCACCUCAGCUUCAGAGAGGACCGCUCUGCACGUUGCGGUGAUUGCAGGGCAUGAACGCAUUGUGAAUAAUUUGGUGAACAGAGGGAAAAAGAAAUUAGCAGAAAUGCGAGACAAGGACGGUUACACAGCUCUUGCUCUCGCUGCAGAAUUAACCAGAAACACAGAGAUAGCAAGGAUAAUGGUAGAAAUGAAGGGUGGAGGAGGAGAGAAGCUACUAACGAUGAUGACCCGUAAAGAUGAAAUCCCUGUUCUUCUUGCUGCUUCCAAAGGCCACAAAAAAAUGACUCGCUAUCUUUUCCGAAAAACUCCACUCCAUGCCUUGGUUGGAGAUAAUUUACCAAGGGCCACUUUGCUUCUUACACGCUGUAUCACCGCCCAAAUUUUUGAUGUGGCUUUGAUGUUAAUCCUUCAAAUCCAGCAGCUGCCUCUUAACGCCAAUCAAGCGAGGCUAGACGUUGGACCCUUAUAUGCUUUGGCUGACAUGCCUUCUGUAUUUCCAAGUGGCUGCGAAUAUGGACUUGUAAAAAGACUCGUUUACAAAUUUUUAAUAUUGGAAACAAUAGAAGUGGAACCGCAAGACCUUAACGGGAAAACAAUUCGGAUUGUGCUAAGUGCUGCUCAUGACACUUCCUUCUUAGGUCGAAUACUCAUAUGGGUUCAACUGUUAUUUCAGAAUUAUAUACUUCGGCACAUUCCUGGUACGUAAACAGGAAGUGAAGUUCCUCGUACAUGCAUCCUAUUAAUCAAAUACAUACACGUUAAUAGAUUCUAGCCAGCCAGUUAUUUCUCUUUGUAUUGUUUUCUUAUUUAAUGACUUCAGCACUGAGUCCCUCCAAUUCUCCCAGCAAUUCGGGAUAUACAUAAAAAGAAAAUGACCCAUUGUCUAGUCGCUGAAAUAUUGACUCGCUUUUGCCAAAGAAUUUUGAAUUAUAAUCCAUUUGAGCUCCGAGAGGCUUCGGCAUAUGAUGCCAUGUUGCAGGCAGCAAAGCAUGGAGUUAUUGAGUUCAUAAAAGCAAUGAUGGAGGCUCAACCUCACCUCUUAUGGGGUGCCACUGAUAAAAAUAAAAGGGGUGUAUUUUCACAUGCAAUUCUGAAUCGAAGAAAAGAGGUCUUAGAACUCAUAGAGGGUGUACAUGGACGGAAGGAUAUGAUUAAACGUAGCGAAGACGAAUUUGGGAAUACCCUUUUGCACCUGGCAGGAUAUUCAGGGCCUUCUACUGAUAUUCAUAGCAAAUCCGGUGCUUUUGUGCAAAUGCAAAGAGAGAAUCAGUGGUUCAAGAAGGUGAAGGGAAUUGUACAUCCCAAGGGAGUUAUGGAAGCCAAAAAUAAAGAUGGUAAGAAGCCUUGUGAGAUAUUUACUGAAAGCCACAAGGAGAUGGUGAAAGAUGCUGAAAAAUGGGCAAAAAAUACAGCAAGUUCUUUUACUCUUGUGGGUACUCUCAUCACAACAAUCAUGUUUGCAGCAGCUUUCACUGUUCCAGGUGGAAACAACCAAAACACUGGAAUUCCCAUGUUUGUGGGCGACACGAUAUUUACUUUGUUUAUCAUAGCAGAUGCAAUAUCUCUAUUCACUUCUGCCACUUCAGUCCUUAUUUUCAUUGGGAUUCUCACUUCACGUUAUGCUGAGAAAGAUUUCUACAAGACCUUGCCAUUGAAGUUACUUUGUGCCCUUGUCUUCCUUUUCUUCUCUGUGGUGUCCAUGACGGUUACCUUUUGUGCUGCAGUUGGUAUGAUGCUGAAGGGUUAUCACCGAAUCAUAAUAGCAGCCAUGUCACUUGCAAGUAUUCCCGUUAUUGUUCUUGUACCAGCACAACUACGUCUUAUCUUUGAGAUUUUCAGUUCUAUAAUUGGAUCAGGUUAAUUAAUGUGUUCAUCAAUUAUCCUGAUUUUGUAUAUAUAUGGCCUUUGUCAAGUGAUAGCAAGGGCUAACUCUCUCGACUGUUUGUGUUGGACUUGAAUAACUUUUAUGCUAUGCUAUGUAUGAUAAAGUAAUUCAAAAUUGUUAGAC